Stylophora pistillata is the source of this 1090-nucleotide messenger RNA. RefSeq lists its product as uncharacterized. Gene Ontology annotation, cellular component: plasma membrane. The record is from RefSeq and is a predicted model, not a curated record. Gene Ontology annotation, biological process: homophilic cell-cell adhesion. NCBI's taxonomy places the organism in Eukaryota, Metazoa, Cnidaria, Anthozoa, Scleractinia, Pocilloporidae.
GUCUCCCUAUUUUCACUGUGGUACCUCCAUCCCUCGCCACACCAAAGCAGUUUUGUACCUUCCAACAGGCCUGUCAAGCUGAAGGGUUUCCACCUCCUGCGAUAACCUGGCGCAGAUUAGGAACGUCUACACCUGCUGGAAAGACUGUUUCAAACAAUGCAAGCCUGACGAUCAAAAAUAUUUCCCCUGGUGACAGUGGAUCGUAUGAAUGCGUAGCCACAAACAGCUUGGGUACAAGGAAAGUCUCCAUGAACGUGGCAGUACAGAAAGAAGUGAAUAAAGUGGAUCCUGUGUGCUGGCGCAGCAGAUCCAAAAGUCCAAGUACAAGCUGGAGCCACUCCUCGAGCUCUGGCAGAAUUGACGCAAUCGAUUUCCAAACAAGUAGUGACGUCACAUUGUUGGGAUACCGUCUGUGGGGAGUCUAUAGCGGUUCAACCACUUUCCAGGUCACCAUCCGAUUGUAUCGUGGAAGUUCCUUGAUCGCAGAAAAGACUGGAUCCUACCAUACCACAUCCUCAGUUAAGACGUUUGAAGUUCGUUUUUCUUCUGGGAUUUCUCUCCGUGCUGGUGUUUUAUACACAGCAACAUCUAAAUUAACCACAAGCGGUAGUAACACACAUGCUCAUCAGGAUGGAAUGUCCAGUAGUUCAUGUUCUGGUAUCACUGUUACGUUUAUGAAAUCUUCCAGAGAUACCAACGCAUCAGACGUAUCCAGAGGCCAAAUACCAGCGCUUAUCUUCCGUUCCAGUCACUGCUAAAAAGAAAAUACUACAGUUUCCAUUCUCGAUAGGAAUUUCGUGUACUUUUAUUCAGUUUGAGAUGUUUCAUCCAUUACCAGUAGAUCUCAAGAACUUUUCUAACAAAAAUAGAUCUAUCCGUUUCAUCAUUAUACCAUUUAAAAGAAGUCAGCUAAAUUUCUUGCAGUUAAGUAUUAACAACAAAGUAGGAAGUUUCUGACGGUGAGUUGCAUCAACCGCUUUUGACUGAUGUAAGAGCGAAAAGCGGGGGUUUAUACGAUUAAGAUUGCAACAAAUUACAUUACAAGUUUGUCCUACGCGCGCUACUUUAAAAUAAAUCACAAGAAUUUAUG